GGUUGUGACACUAUCGCCGUUUUCACACACAGUGCAGAGUUAUGGAGUUGAGUUUCGCACAGACUGUAACAUUUAUAGCCGGUACUGUAAACGCUAAUAUUGUUAUCUGAGUUCGGGUUUCGGGAUCACAGACCCGAGUAAACAUGUCGGAGAACAUUAUCAUUCGUGUCCAGUCUCCAGAGGGGAUGAAAAAAAUCACUUCAACCAAGCGGGAGACUGCUGCGGCUUUUCUGAAGAAGGUUGCUAAAGAGUUUGGUUUCAGCUCGAAUGGGUUUUCUGUCUACCUGAACCGCAACAAGACAGGCGAGAUUCUCUCUCAGAACAAGACCCUUAGUCUGCUUAAAAUCAAGCAUGGAGACAUGCUCUUUCUCUUCCCAUCAUCAGCUGGAUCCUCCAGUGAGAACAUGGACACAGCGCAGCCUCACUCUUCUCUGUCUUCUUCUUCCUCAUCCUCCUUGUCCCGUUCACACUCGGCACCGCAGAUCCAAGAGGAUGAGAUCGAUCAGUAUCUGGCCAAGCAGGACGGCAAGAUAUACAGAAACCGAGAUCCCCAGCUAUGCCGGCAUGGUCCCAUGGGGAAAUGUGUUCACUGUGUACCUUUAGAGCCUUUUGAUGAAGACUACCUGAAUCAUCUCGAUCCACCUGUUAAACACAUGUCGUUCCAUGCCUACAUCCGCAAACUGACAGGUGGAGCAGACAAAGGCAAGUUUGCAGCAUUGGAGAACAUCAGCUGUAAAAUCAAGUCAGGCUGUGAGGGCCAUUUGCCCUGGCCUGAGGGCAUCUGCACCAAAUGCCAGCCCAGUGCUAUCACCCUCAACAGACAGAAAUACAGACACGUGGAUAACAUCAUGUUUGAGAACCACACCAUCGCAGACCGUUUCUUGGACUUCUGGAGGAAAACAGGAAGUCAGCGGAUGGGCUAUCUGUAUGGCCGCUACACAGAGCAUAAAGACAUUCCACUGGGAAUCCGUGCUGAAGUGGCCGCCAUUUACGAACCACCACAGAUUGGCUCUCAGAACAGUCUGGAGCUCAUUGAUGACCCCAGAGCUGCAGCAGUGGAGGAGAUCGCUGCUAAACUGGGUCUCUGCAAGGUGGGGUGGAUCUUCACAGACCUGCUGUCGGAGGAUACAAGAAUAGGCACAGUGCGUUACACUAGAAACAAGGACUCAUACUUUUUGAGCUCAGAGGAGUGCAUCACGGCCGGACACUUCCAGAACCAGAACGCCAAUUCAUGCCGGCUCUCUCCUGAUGGCCACUUUGGAUCAAAAUUUGUCACAGUGGUAGCAACAGGUGGUCCUGAUAACCAGGUACAUUUUGAGGGAUACCAAGUGUCUAACCAGUGCAUGGCCUUGGUGAGGGACGAGUGCCUGCUGCCCUGCAGAGACGCUCCUGAACUCGGCUAUGCUAAAGAGUCUAGCAGUGAGCAGUACGUCCCUGACGUCUUCUAUAAGGAUAAAGACAAAUUUGGCAACGACAUCACAUACUUGGCCCGGCCUCUACCAGUGGAGUACCUAAUUAUUGAUAUCCCCACCACUUUCCCUAAGGACCCUGUGUUCACCUUUUCCUCCACGCUCCGCUUCCCCAUCGAGAACAGAGAUGCACUGGGAGAAACACAGGACUUCCACAGUUUAGCUACAUAUCUCUCCCAGAGCUCCUCCUCGUCCUUUUUGGACAUCGUCUCUGACUUCCACCUGCUCAUCUUUCUCGUCACUAAUGAGGUCAUGCCUUUGCGAGACAGUAUUGGGUUGUUACUGGAUGCUGUGAAAACCUCAAAUGAAGAGCUGGCACAAACCUGGAAGAAAUCUGAGCAGUGGGCUACAAUCGAGCAACUCUGUAGCACAGUGGGAGGGCAGCAGGGAGGCUCUCUUGACUACGCCAUGGGUGGCCCGUCUAUCCCAGCAUCCUCCUCUGCCAUGUGGUCCUGCCUCCACUGCACCUUCAUGAACCAGCCGGGAACGGAGCACUGCGAGAUGUGCAGCCUGCCCCGUAGUUAAAAAAUAAAACACCACCGCCCUGGCAGACAGCAGCAGGAGUGGGCUUCAACCUGUUCUCAAAGCCCCUCCCCUCUUACACACUCGCUCCACCCCCAUCAGAACUCCGCCCACUUCAUCACUGCCUGUCCUGGGUUGCUAUGCGAAUACCAGUGGUGUGCUAGGCUACAUGUCCAAAGCUAACAAUGAUUGUGUUCCUGUAGCCUCUUUGCAGUGGCCACAAGGCAUGCUGGGAUUGAUUUAGGUAAAGCACUUGGCCAAGGUUUCUUUCUCUCUGCGGUCAAAAAUGAGUUGACUGCGUUGUUGCGUUCUGGACGUUGAUGAAACUUGCUGAAUUUGUUUUUGGAAUUAAAUUUAUGCCCCCAUCCUUAAUUCUCACAGCCUGGAGAUGUGUUGUGUAAAUAAUAUGCAGAUUGAUACUGAUACUGUUAUUUAAUUUCAGUGAGGCUUCUUUCUUUUUUUUUUGAACCAUAGUUAUAUGUAUAUUGAUUGAAUUUAAUACAAUCCUGUUUUCCAAAAAAAAAAAAAAAAAAAGCCCUAUUGAGGUGAAUAAGCACUUGGUGGAUUUUCACGAAACAAAAUGCACACUGCAACACACAUGAAACAACUGUCCAGAUCAUUGGACCCUUCAACUCACCGUAACAGCUUGUUCUUGAGUUUUAAUUGAGACUCCCUAUUAAAGGUUGCACAAGCCUUUUUCUCAGUCA
Messenger RNA from Pangasianodon hypophthalmus (striped catfish), 2698 nucleotides. It is a transcript of the gene nploc4, whose product is annotated as NPL4 homolog, ubiquitin recognition factor. Gene Ontology annotation, molecular function: ubiquitin binding; ubiquitin protein ligase binding. Lineage: Eukaryota; Metazoa; Chordata; Actinopteri; Siluriformes; Pangasiidae. The transcript has 17 exons. Gene Ontology annotation, cellular component: nucleus. The record is from RefSeq and is a predicted model, not a curated record. Gene Ontology annotation, biological process: ubiquitin-dependent protein catabolic process. The coding region runs from base 144 to 1994 and encodes 616 amino acids.